AAUGUUAAACCGGUUCAGGAGAAUACAAAUAUUUCAGCUGCCAAGAAGGACGCUUCACCCACUGGGAAUCCGACGGAAUUCUCUUGGGAAACGUAUCUCAAGGAAACUGGGAGUGUACCUGCUCCAACGCAUUGCUUCAAACAGCACGCGGAUCCGCCGGUGAACGAGUUCAAGCCAGGAAUGAAGCUGGAAGCCGUCGACCCGCGAAACACCACAUCGACCUGCAUCGCAUCCGUCGUUUCCACAGUGGGUCCUCGUCUCUGUCUUCGUUUGGACGGCGGCGACAAUUCCAACGACUUUUGGCGUCUAGUGGACUCUGUCGAGAUCGGGCCAAUUGGCCAAUGUGAGAAAAACGGCGGGAUGCUUCAGCCUCCGCUGGGAUUCCGCAUGAACGCGUCCUUUUGGCCCGUGUUUCUCCUGAAGAAUCUCAACGGCGCCGAAAUGGCGCCCCCAAAGUGCUUCAAAAGGGAACCCGCUACUCCGGAGGUCAACCUUUUCCAGCCCGGCAUGAAGCUGGAAGCGAUUGAUCGGAAGAAUCCGCUAUUUAUUUGUACCGCCACAGUUGGAAAAGUGAACCAGGACAUGGUGCAUAUAAGUUUCGACGGAUGGAAAGGAGCCUUCGACUAUUGGUGUCGAUACGAUUCCCGCGACAUCUUCCCAGUUGGAUGGUGCAGUGCAGCUGGUCACCCACUUCAGCCUCCGGGACAGAAAUGGUCUACGAAGCCAGGUUCGCGGUAUUACCGAGUCAACAAUGCGUCCGCGAAUCCGCAGUCGGUGUCACCGCCGCCUGCCGCGUCGCCGCCGCCGCCUCUCGUUCCGAUCUCAGCAGUCAUCUCGUCGAAAACGACCGGUAAGGUGCUCAGGUCUUCCACGGCCCCACCGAAGACCAAAGAAGAGCCACAGAGAUCCAGUGGCCGACCGCAACGCAAAAGAAGAUUGGUCGAAAGUGAGAGCAGUGAAUCUGACGAGUCCCCGAAAAUCACGCCAGAAAUUGUUAACGAAACGCCUGUGGAAGUGCCACCAGUUUUGUUGGAACUUUGUUUCAAUAAGAAUUGCAAUGCUGGGCAAUUUUUGGAUCCGGAAAAUGUGAAAAAAUUGCCGAAAAAUUUACCGGCGGCGAAACUUGUGGAUCAAGCGACGGCCCUGUGGUCAACUCUGCAACCCUGUGCCAUUGGAGGGAAGAAGCUGGAAGACGUGUUCGCGGAAAGCAAAUUUGCUCUCCCUUUGAAUGUGUUGACCAGCCAGAAAGGAACCGCUGAAGAGUGGACGGACUACUUGGAGCGGAUAAGCAAAGCACUUCAGUGUUGCCCGUCUUUCCUGGCGACGAAAAAUUUGGCUGACGAAAAGUGUGGCAAAUGCGUCGUGGUGGUGGAAACGCGGAAACAGAACGCUGGCACGUCGUGGGAGCGGCGAGCCCAGGUGCCCGUGGCGCCGGUGGCUCCGGCGUCCCACGUGGCUGUCGCUGUGGCGCCUCGAGUUGUGCCGUCGUCCACCACUCCGUCCCAGUCGUUGGCCGACAUUGUCCGUUGGUCUAUUGACGACGUCAUUCGCUACAUAUCUCUCAUCGAUCCCUCUUUGGGCGCCCAUGCGGACUUGUUCAGGCGACACGAAAUCGACGGAAAGGCGUUGGUGUUGUUGGAUUCCGACAUGGUCAUGAAGUACAUGGGACUCAAGCUCGGUCCCGCGCUGAAAAUCUGCAACAUUGUGAACAAACUCAAGCAGAAGAAACUGCGCGAGGAGUACGAAAUCCUUGAAUUAUUCGCUGAAAUGGGAAUCGGAGCCGUGGUGUGGAUGUUGAUGUUCGGCGCGUGUCUCGGAGUGGACGUGACGCCGCAAUUUUUGCAGGACCUGACUGGCAAAAGCGAGGCAUUGUACCCAGCAGCGUUCGCGGAUGUCGACGGAGAUCGUUUCACGGACGUCAUCCUGUUGUCGAACGAUGCCCACGUUUUGCAGAUUUUGCUCGGGGGUCGCGAGAUGCCCAUCAAGUCCUUUGGAGCCCAGGUUGCCUGUGACUGGAUGGAAGAGAGUGAACGGAUAACGAGUGUGGUGCCCGGGGACUUUGACGGCGACGAGACCCUGGACAUAAUCAUCACUUACUCGAGGAAAGGGUCCCAGUUUUCCACUUUGGAGGUCAUUUGGGGAAGCGGUGACGGCGAAUUCAAGUGCAAGAAGACUCCGUCUUCUAAUGAAACCUUGGAGUUUGAAGAUCAGCCAUUGGCGAUGGACUUCAACGGAGACAUGAUACCCGACAUAUUCGUCAUCAACGAAGACGGCGUCCCGGUCGUGUGGACAUGGUCCAAAGACCGAGUCGCAUCUCCCAACUACAUGUUCUACAUUCCGUCCGAAGUGCGUCCCUUUAGUCUCCACGUGCCGCAUUCGAACGCCUUUGUUGACCUGGACGGCGACUACCACUCGGACCUGGUCCUAACAGGAAGCAAGCAACUCCUCGUGUUCCCAACCCGACACGACUUGAAACCCUACAGCAUCCCGUGGCCCCGCGACGUCGACAUGGAAGCCAUUGGCCAAGCCGCGUUUUUCGACGCCGACGCUGACGAUCAGAUUGAUUUGUUAUUGCCGUCGUGCACGUACGUGAGUUCUUUCCAGAGUCGGUAUUGCACGGACGCCGUUUUGUACGUGCGACCCGGGGGCGCCAAGGACGGGGACUGGGUCCGAUUGGAACUAUCCAAGCACAACGGAUCCGAGUGGACCUUUGCCCUGGAAAAGGGCAAGCGGUACAUUGACACCAUUUCCCUGCGGUUCGGUGACUACGAUUUGGACGGAUAUCCGGAUUUCCUCGCCACCAUGAAAAACACCGAGACGCAAGAACACCGCGUCAUUUUAUUCCGCAACGUUCCGUCGUCGGCGAAUCCCGGGUUCUCUAGAACGUUCGUUCCGGAUCCCGCCGCGUUUCGCGAACAGAAUACCAUCAUGGGCGCCUUUUUCGACCUGCACGAAAAUGGACUUUUGGACGUGAUGCUGUUGAGACACCACGAGAAACAUCCCGAGGAUCACGGAUUGAUUCUGUAUGAGAACGAUCGUCCCGUGGGCUACGAUCACUACUUUCUCAAAGUCGUUGUUUUCGGGCCGAGGAAAAGCAGCGUUAUCGGAGAAGAUCUCUAUUCGGCGCCGACGAAUGUCGCUGGUGCGACGGUGUCGUACAUUUUGGACGACUUUGUCGGCAAGCAGAAAACCGCGAAAGCUGUCCAACAAAGUCAGACGUCUCAUUUCGCGUUGCAGUUGCCGUAUGUGAUUUUCGGGCUUGCGGACGUGUCCAAUUUUGUUGAGUCCUUGACAGUGGGGCUCAAUGUGAAUUGGGUGAAUGGGACUUUGAGACAGGAUUUGCUGAAAAGCUGGUAUCAGUUGAUUCCGAAUUCCCAAGUUUACGUGAUCCCGAGUCCACUGGAAAUCCCGAAGGAAUGGAAGAUCAAGUUGUAUCUCACACCGAAGCAUCUGAUUGGAAGGACGAUGUUGAUGUUGUGGAGUCUCGGUUUUGCGGCGUUGAUCAUCGUGGCGAUCAUUUAUUGGAGGGAAAAGAUGCUGGAUCGGAAAGAGAAGCGGAAGGAGGCUUAUAUGAUGUAUUUCGGUGCCCUGAGGGGAUGAAAGCGUCGUGGGGAAUUUUUUUUUUUUUCAUUUUUGGUGCUGUCUUCAUAACCUACCAUGUUUUCCGAAAGAGAAGUAAGAUCGGUUGUUUUAUAAAAUUUUUCAUGUUCGCGGAAUGCUGUAGGGCUUAUUUUAAGAGAAGAUCCUGUUUGGAAGAUUGAUUUUCUUCCGUAUGGCGUUAAUUGAGAAAAAUAACCCUCAAUUCAUUUUUUCAAUUCGUAAACUUUUUGAUGUAAAAGAAUCCCUCUUCAUGCAGGCGUAACUUGGGAGUAUGGAAAUAUUUUUUUAAGCAUUCCGUUGCCCCCAGAUAUGCAGGAGGUCGUGAAAAAACCUUCAUCCUUAUGGUUUGAUGACGGCAAAAUUAAGUGGACGUUUUUUUGUGUGUUUUUUCCAAAAGGCCAAACAACGAAUUUCGUCGCAAACAUCAGGAUUAUUGCCCAAGUCGUAUCUGCAUUGCACAGAAACUUCGCUGUAACCAAGAAAAUAACUCUUUAUUGGAAAUACUGUACUAUGAAGUAUAGUUGGCUCCAGAUUCUGCAGGUGGUCACGUAUUUUCAACAUUUAUCAAUUCUGAUGGUCGUUGAACCUUUGAGGGUCGGGUCACACAUGAGAUUACAGCACUUUUUUUUGUAAUCUUCGCGAGGGCAUUGGAACUUCUGGAAGAACACUUUUUUCAUUUCGGAGGUGAAAGGGAUGCAAAGGAAAAGAAUGAUUUUUCUCACUUGAAGGCCGAGUUGAUGCAGUACUUGGCUGGAACAGUCCAGUCCGUGAACCAUGUGAUGUGAUAUGUCUAUUUUUUUCUGUGUUGCCGAACGCAGAACAGGAUUUUUGGUCGAGGUUUUAGUAGCCCGUGAUGUGAUCUUGUCAAAUAAAUUAAAAAAAAAAAA
This is a messenger RNA of Notodromas monacha, 4487 nucleotides long. The record is from the annotation of a GenBank genome assembly. NCBI's taxonomy places the organism in Eukaryota, Metazoa, Arthropoda, Ostracoda, Podocopida, Cyprididae.